This is a messenger RNA of Folsomia candida, 6551 nucleotides long. Its product is annotated as ecdysone-induced protein 74EF. Lineage: Eukaryota; Metazoa; Arthropoda; Collembola; Entomobryomorpha; Isotomidae. The coding region runs from base 1729 to 3963 and encodes 744 amino acids. Gene Ontology annotation, cellular component: nucleus. The record is from RefSeq and is a predicted model, not a curated record. Gene Ontology annotation, molecular function: sequence-specific DNA binding; DNA-binding transcription factor activity, RNA polymerase II-specific. The transcript has 10 exons. Gene Ontology annotation, biological process: cell differentiation; regulation of transcription by RNA polymerase II.
AGUUAGUUCACUCUCAGUUCCCUUCCCAUAAACAUCACGGAUAUCUGUUCCUUUGGCAUCCCAAAUUCUCACUUGCUCAUCAUUGGACCCUUAAUAGUGGGAUAUCAUCUCGCUCUAUCCAAGAAAAAAAAACCCUGGGCCCCUCUUCGACCUGGGUAAAUAAGUAAGGGGUUGUCAUCAUGGGUUAAAAAGUGAAUCCGUGCCGGGCAAUAAGAACAAUAAAUAAACAAAUUAAAUAUACAAAUACUACUCCGUGCUUAUUAUGUGAUAUCAAAAAUGCAAGUAAAUUUUAAAAAUUUGAAAAAUUUGUGAGAAUUUGAAAAUCACUUUCUGGGAUUGCCCACCGAAAAGUGAGACUUGUGACGUUUUGGAUUGUGUUUGUACACACGGGAUUGAUAACUUCCGUCUUAAUUUCCCUUUCGUUAGUGACAUACUGAAAGAUUGUGUCCAGGUCGUUUGUUCGGAACUGAUUAUUUUGUCAUGACCACAUGAAAAAUAUAGAACACGAGUGAUUGUGUGAGAAUUGCAAGUGGUUUGCGAGACAAUUGUCGAGUCGGUUGGUGGUUAGUUUGCAAUGUGAAGUGAAAUUGAAGAAGUUGGAUACAUUGACCCCAUAUGCAACCAAUGUUGUCUUACUCCCCAGAGCACAUUGCCUUCUUAAAACUCAACUCACCUUACUUAACAAUAAUAAUUCCCACUUGGUGAAGAGCCUGUUCUUCCUUUUAACACGUUUUUGAAACGUUCGGAAUUUUGAGAAACGUUAAAAAUUGUGAUUUUUACGUGAUUUUUUACCACCCAAAUUUCCGUGAUUUUUGUACCUUAUAGAAAUAAUCCUAUCUGGAAUUAAAAGUGUGUGACAGGGUGGAUGAUGUGAAAAAGUGCAGGACAACAUUUUUUUCCGUGUACAUAUAUUUCCAUUCAUGAAUUUGAAACUUCACUAAUUCCUGCCCAUGGUUGUUUCAUGGAAUCUGAUGGAUUCGUCUCAAGAAUAAUUGUGAAGAGUGUUGACGUGUGUUUCUCAUAUGGUCAAAAUUAUUGACGAAAGUUUGAUAAAUUUAUCAUUUUUGUCUAAACUGAGACUCACCUUGAUCAGUGUUGGUAGGUAGGUAGGCGCAUAGGCUAUUAUUAUUAUGGUGACUGCUACCUCGGCUCAUUAAAUUGUUGCCUGUACACACACACUGCAGUGCUCAGUCACUCAAUUGCAUAUGUAUUGCUCCUGCUACCUGUGUUAUUGAGGAUUGGAUUGACUGAAGGGAAGGCCUGAGCCUUGCCAUUGCAUUCUAUUCAGAGAAGAAUUACAUUACCGUAGCCAAACAAUUGCUCGCUUAUAACUCGACAUAUGCAAGUGAAAGUGUCUCGAGUCUGUCUCAUCAUUUGUAUUGGAGUUGUGGUGGUGGUGGUGGUGGAGAGAUACGCGUUAAAUAAUCACUCGUUGGAUUAUUAUUGAGUGACUGAAAGGAAAUACAUAUACGUUACUUUCGAAGAACUCUUCGCCCGAGACCGGGAUGUAAACCCAAAGCCAGCCAGUCUACCCUCUGAUUCACCAAUAUGAAAGAAACCGAUCAGGACGACAGCUCCGGGACCCUGCCGGAGUGACCACCCCUCAUCCAUCACAGUAAAAGGACAACAAGUAUCCACUCCAAGCCAAGAGGGAGAGAUAGAGAAGGAUAACAUCUUUGCUACGAGUGGGCGAGGCAAGAAAUCAAAGUGGACAUCAACAUAGAAGCGAUGUCCUUGUCGUGUUCUGGAGCCCCGCGUGGGUUUCAGGACUCUGACGACAUGGCCUUCAUCGACGAGGACUUGCUCUGGUGCUCUGACAACGACAGCAAACUCAUGGACCUCUCCUGCCUCGAGGGUGGUCCAGGAGGAGGAGGAGGUCUCGUCUCGAGCAGCACCGGCUUCACCAGUGCAGGCGGCGGUGGAGGGAACAAUCACGGGUCCAGCAACAGUAGUCACCAUCCUUUGGGCCCAUUCCCCUCCAACCACCACCACAGUCACCAUCAUCUUCGCUUCCCCAAUGUGACCAACAAUACCGUGAGCUCUACAAGUGGACCUGUCGUCAGUUCAAGCUCAUCCCCACCAUCCAGCGUCUCCCCCCAAGCCGCGUCAUCCGCACCCGCCUUCAACUUCAUGAACAAUGGAGGAGGCGGCGGCGGUGGCGGUGGUGGAACUGGUCACCCCGAGUCUGGAGAUGCACCCGAACUCCCCACGCUCUCCCAAUUAUCGCAGGCAGAUCUGAACGGUCUCGUUUCCACGCUGGAUGACGACGAUGACGAUUGGGUCAAGCAAUUGGGUGACGAACCGUUCGAGCUGGACCCACUUUUAGAUGAAAUCCUAGAACCAAAUCGGGCGACAAAUCAUCCCAAUCACCCGUCCAACAACAGCAACAACAACGGGAUAAGCCACAGCAGUAACAACAAUCAAAGCCAACAAGGCCAACAGCAGCAACAGCAGCAGCAGCAGCAUCAACAGCAACCGACCGGUCAAAAUGGUCACUUUGGGAACAAUCCUCAUCACCACCAAUCCCUCCAGCAAUUCCUGGCAUACAGUCAGCAGAAUCAACAGCAACAGAAUAGCAACGGGACCAAUGGCAUAGAGAUGGAGUCAUCGCGACUUCAGAACGUACCACGAAGGCGUAAGAAGCCUCCAGAUUCUAAAAUGGGGAUGGAAAUCAGCUUAGAAGAAGCAGUCCCAAGUAUUCUUCAUCUCGCUCGAGCCUCUACUUCGAACAAUAACCCGAGCAGCGGAGGAGGAAAGAUGGGAUCCAUCUUGGCAAAUACGCUGUGUGGACCUCAUAAUGGACAACACAAUAAGGCAAACAUCGCAGCAGCCAACCCAAUACUUGCAGAAAAACUGGCCGCUCCAAUGGGACAAGUUUGUACGGGACGUCAUGGUGCAUGCGAGAUGGGACAACAGCAGCAGCAGCCGCAGCCCAGACAAAUCUCUCACCCAGAAAUUAAAGUUGACGGAAGUGGUGUGGGACUGAGUGGAUUGUUGGAAUUGGAGAGUGGAUCUCCAGGAAGGCAAAGCACACUUCUUCAGGGUAUCCUGAACCAUCACCCACUCCCACUGCCCCACCGACUCCCCCCGUACAACCACAACUCCACAGGUUCACUUCCGCCAAGCCCAGCAGACAGCGGAGUGUCAGAUGUGGACUCUAGCAGCAGUGGUCACACGUCGAAUGACGAUACCAAAGGUCGACUCCAGCCCACUCCAGGAACCCAGACGCCGGAGAGUCCAAGUCCCGGAGGAUACCUCGGGUCACCCUACUGUCAGCUCCCAGUGCGCCACCCAUACUCACUCAACAGGCAACAUCAACCAGAUGGUGGAUAUCCAUUUGGUGGGGUGUCCGGACAGUACUGUGACCUCGCGAACGGGGGGAACUACCAUCACUUGGGAGGGGGCCAGCAUGCGGCCAUGCUCAACGCCACAAUCAGUCACUUGGGCUCUCAUCAUGGGCACUACGGACAUCACCCUCUGCUUGGGGGACCUCUUGGUCACACCCCUUCUGCCACCUCCACCAACACUUCCUCGCCCAGCUCCUCUUCAUCCAUGGAGGAGUUUUACCUGGCUGAGCUGGGGUUCCCUCCGAGGAUCAAGAAAAAGUCGAGAAAGCCCAAAGGCAUUGAUCAAGGGCCGAUGAAGCGCAAGAGUAGAGAGGGCUCGACGACGUACUUGUGGGAGUUCCUGCUCAAACUGCUCCAAGAUAAAGAGUACUGCCCACGCUACAUUAAGUGGACGAAUCGUGAGAAAGGGAUCUUCAAACUCGUGGACUCAAAAGCAGUGUCCAGGUUGUGGGGGCUUCACAAAAAUAAGCCCGACAUGAAUUACGAAACAAUGGGACGAGCUCUAAGAUAUUACUACCAACGAGGGAUUUUGGCAAAGGUAGAUGGACAGCGUCUCGUCUACCAGUUUGUGGACGUUCCAAAGGACAUCGUGGAGAUCGACUGCACUGGAGCCUGAGUCCACUACACUGUUGGUGUUGACUGUGCAUCCAAAGCAUGCUACCUUUAACCAUAAUUAUUUGAAGAAAGAAACAAUCAGUCACUCAAUCACACCUCAGCUAAUCAUCUCGGAAACAAUCAGACCCCUUUUUUGUGCAUGAUAUAUACACAUACUUAGAGUAUAGAGAGAGUCCUUUGCCCCACAACCCUCAACCACCCCCUCCGAAAACCCUCGUCCCCAUCUGUACAUACUCUUUUAAAUAGUCGACGACGACAUCAUCAUUCAUACAACAACCAUCGAAUCGAAGGAAACAUUCAAGGCUGAAAUCAACAUAAAAACUACAACUACUUCUACACACACUCCUUCCCUCCUUUACAUCUCCUGCAAAUACCAUUGGACUCGCGAGUUAUCAAAAAUAGAGAGAAAAUUAUAAAAAAAUCACUCAUCCAUUUUACGGUCACUGCUGCGCCACAACGACGCCGAUCACGACGACGACGAUUCCACACACACCAAGUUCAAAAACGGUUUCGAGUGAGAUGGAAGUAUAUUUAUUAGCAGUGAGACAUUGACGGUUGACCACUUUAUAAAGUCUACACAUAUAUAGAGCUACUCUUCGUCUACUGAAUAUAUACGACUGGAAAUUCAAAGUACAGAAUUACUUACAAUUAAACUACUAAUUAUUCGUAAAUAAAUAAAUAAAUCGCUAGGUUAAUAAGAAAUGUAUGGAGAUGAAUUAUUAACUCUCAGAGUGGAGAGCAAUUCACGUUGGCUAAGGUUAGUUAUUAUUGCAAAUUAUUGAAAUAUAUAUGAGUGUAUAUACAUACAUACUUAUAAAGUAUACCUAUUGUCCAAACAGGUUUGUUCCGCUCGAUAAAUGUACAACUAAACAAUACACAUGCACACAAUGUUUAUAUUUAGACAGGUUUUACGAUUAUUUUAGUGGUUUCAGAUAACACAUAAUGUCAUUAUAUUAUGUCUCUAGUACAUACUUAAAUUGAGCAAGGAGGCGAAAUGAAGGAGAAAGGGACGAGAUAUAUAGCUUUAGCUUUAACCAAACCCAGCUUUAGAUUUUCAAUUAAUUAAUUGUCCUGCUGAACUAGUUAUUAAAACGUAAUAUAGUUGGUAAUACUUGGUAAAGAGCAAAUGAGAAGAGUGCGAAGACCGUGUGGUGUUGUCCGGUGGUCUCUCUGCGACGCGUCCUUGGUGGCGUGGUCCAAAAAUGGGAGCCAAAAAUGUAAACUCUUUUGACUCUUCUACAGAGGAAUCGGAUUGAUAUGUACCUUAUACAUUCGCUAAUCGGUCGUCACUUGCAUGAUUCGAUUAUGAUUAUUAUUAUUGUUGUUAUUAUUAUUGUCAUCACUAAAUGUUCUGUCCUUUCUCCUUAAUGUUUGUUCUAGUUUUGUAUUCCGUAGUUUUUCUCUUCUUCAUUGUACUAGAAAUCUUGUGGUCUUCUAACUUGCAAAAAUUAUACAAGCUAAAUAUUUUGUUGUUUGAGAUAACUAACUCUCUUUCUUCUUUGUGAAGUGCGACGACUAAAAAGAAUGCCAGAUUUUUAGACUAGUUUUUAGAUAGGUUCAUAGUUUAGAGUAGAGAAUGCAAUAAACACAAGGAGUGUGUGAAUGCGUGUAUCAGUCCCAAAAAUCCAGUCGAGUCGCAAAACAAAUAACUUUUAGAUACUAAUAAAUAGCUAUACGGAAAUUUAGUUGUAAGGAUAUUGUCUAGUAGAUGUUAUAUAAUUGUAGAGAUGAUGUUCGUCCUUGUUUCUCUCCAUAUUCAUUCCCUUGGUUCCCUGUACUCGUAUAACUAUGUACAAAACUACGUAUAAACAUAUAUGAAACCUCAUUUUCCAUGUUGUGUAGGGAUAUAAAUUAAUUGUAACAAUGUUCAACAAGAGGAAACUACAAGAAUAUGUAGACGGCGACAAAAAUGCGGAACAAAUCUCCCUCACAAGUUCUUCUGUCCCGUGUCGUCGGUCAAAAUCAUCAUCAUCUUGCUUGACGAGUAUUCUAAGGAGGGAUCUUGACAAGUCGGAAUUAUUUUAAAAUUUAUAAAACUAUUUAAGGAAUGAAAAUGUGAAAAAUGAUCUUGACGCUUUCCUUCGCUCGUGAACUUUAUAUACUUACUUACUUAUCGUGUCGUCAUAUUGUCAAUUUUAUGCUGAUUGUUAUACUUUUUAACGUAAGAGAGUCUAUAUAUUAUAUUUCGAGUACACUUUAAUGUAUUCAAGUACGUAUUGCUUUGUAAGAGACUUUUGUGUGUAAUUAAGCAACAAGUCUCCUUCGGAGUGUGAGAGAAACUGGUAAUUUUUUGAAUAAUUUCAAGACCUACGUGAACUAUAUGGUGAUUACAAUACUGAUACUAAUUACUAAUAGUUAAGAGAGCACUAUUCACGAAGAAAUUGAUUUGGUUUACAUACGACGACGACAGCGGCGACGAGAAAGGCAAUCUGAAUUUCAAAAUGGAUUCGAGGAUUUUAAUCAAGAAAAUAUCAAUUUCUUCAAUGCUAUAUACAACACACGCGUAUAGAAAUUUAUUGGUAUAUUAUUAUCCUUAUUUUACCAUUUAUUAUUAUUCAGUAAAACAUUUAUCAUUUAUUUCAUUACGAU